This is a messenger RNA of Cylicostephanus goldi, 639 nucleotides long. The record is from the annotation of a GenBank genome assembly. Lineage: Eukaryota; Metazoa; Nematoda; Chromadorea; Rhabditida; Strongylidae.
AUGCUCAGCACCAAACUAGGGGUUUGCUGCUCCAGGGCUGCGGCCGCAUCUCAAGUGCUUUUAGCAAAGAGAUGUUCGCAUCCCAUCUGGUAUCCAGACGCAAAAUUUGAGAGACAAUUCAAGGUAAAGCUUUUCAACGCAAAUUCCACUCAGAAUUGGCUGCUGCUGUUUCAGAGCGCUGGAGGAAUGGGCAAAUUAUGGAUGAGCGAAAAAUAUGACGAGUAUGACAAGGCGAUUGGUCUAGACAAAUUAGAGAAAUUAGCUUAUGAGAUGCCGACGUAUUCCGACAUAUUUGAGGGAAAGCAUCGUGAGAAACAGCUUGAAAAUAUGAUUUUGAACUUUGGACCACAACAUCCAGCAGCUCAUGGUGUACUUCGUCUAGUACUAAAACUGGAAGGAGAGGUCAUUAUCAAAGCUACACCGCAUGUUGGCUUCUUACAUCGAGGUACAGAAAAGUUAAUCGAAUACAGAACAUACACUCAGGCGGUUCCAUUUUUCGAUCGACUUGACUAUGUUUCAAUGAUGUGCAACGAACAAGGUUUCGCGCUUGCUGUCGAAAAGCUGAUACAAAACCAUAUGAUUGCCCUCUGUUCGCAUGCCCUAGACAUUGGUGCAAUGACACCACUUUUCUGGAUGUUC